This is a messenger RNA of Gracilinanus agilis (Agile Gracile Mouse Opossum), 3565 nucleotides long. RefSeq names its product CCR4-NOT transcription complex subunit 11 (gene CNOT11). The record is from RefSeq and is a predicted model, not a curated record. Gene Ontology annotation, cellular component: CCR4-NOT complex. The coding region runs from base 1 to 1845 and encodes 614 amino acids. The transcript has 9 exons. Gene Ontology annotation, biological process: mRNA catabolic process; negative regulation of translation. Lineage: Eukaryota; Metazoa; Chordata; Mammalia; Didelphimorphia; Didelphidae.
AUGACACCGACUAUUAGCUCAGGCGACCCCCAGGUCUUUUUGAAUUAUCGCAUCCUCCUCUCCCUCCGGGACUCAGCUAGCUCCCCCUCCCUUCCUCCACUUCGUAUCCUCGAUUCCAAGUUCUGUCUCCCUCCUCUUUCCAAACUUGCGAGUUGUGCUUUACGACACUGUCGUCUAACGGCGGGUCUUUACGGCAGCGAGAAGCGGCAGGACGGCCGCGGCCGUGGCAGCGGGAGCGGGAGUUUGGGCGUCAGUGGCGGUGGCGGCGCCGGGCGCAAGCGGCGGGGCCGACGGAGCCGGGCGUUUAGGCCCGGUGGCGGGGGGAGCCCGGCGCCCUGCAGUCUCCUGGCCGCCUCGGAGCCGCGGGGGGGCGAGGAGGCAGCGGCGGCGGGGCCCGGGUCCGGUGGCCCCGGGGGCUCCUCCUGCGGUGGGGUCGGGGGCUCCGGGCCCGGCGGCGCCGGGAACAGUAACAGCGGCGCCCCCGGGGGCAGGAUGAGUUUGUCUCCGAAGGAGCUCUCCAGCCUGCUGGGGAUCAUUUCGGAGGAGGCCGGGGGUGGCAGCACUUUUGAGGGCCUGUCCAGUGCCUUCCACCACUACUUCAGCAAGGCCGACCACUUCCGGCUGGGUUCGGUGCUCGUGAUGCUGCUCCAGCAGCCCGACCUGCUGCCCAGCGCGGCGCAGCGCCUCACCGCCCUCUACCUGCUCUGGGAGAUGUACCGCACGGAGCCCCUCGCCGCCAACCCCUUCGCGGCCAGCUUUGCCCAUCUACUCAAUCCUGCGAGCCCCGGCCGGGGUGGCCAGGAGCCUGACCGGCCUCCGCUCUCAGGAUUUUUGCCUCCUAUAACUCCACCAGAAAAGUUUUUCCUUUCCCAGCUAAUGCUGGCCCCACCAAGAGAACUCUUCAAAAAGACACCUCGACAGAUUGCCUUAAUGGAUGUAGGAAAUAUGGCCCAGUCAGUGGACAUCAGCGGGCUUCAGCUAGCAUUAGCUGAACGGCAAUCUGAAUUACCGACACAAAGCAAGGCUAGUUUCCCUAGCAUUCUCAGUGAUCCAGAUCCAGAUUCUUCAAAUUCUGGUUUUGAUAGCUCUGUUGCCUCACAGAUCACAGAAGCUUUAGUCAGUGGACCAAAACCACCUAUUGAAAGUCACUUUCGACCAGAAUUUAUCCGCCCACCACCUCCACUCCAUAUUUGUGAAGAUGAACUUGCUUGGUUAAACCCAACAGAGCCUGAUCAUGCAAUUCAGUGGGACAAAUCCAUGUGUGUUAAAAAUAGCACUGGUGUUGAGAUCAAACGUAUAAUGGCUAAAGCUUUUAAAAGUCCUUUGUCUUCUCCGCAACAAACACAGCUCCUUGGGGAAUUGGAGAAAGAUCCCAAGCUUGUUUAUCACAUUGGCUUGUCUCCUGCCAAACUGCCUGACCUUGUGGAAAAUAAUCCUCUAGUUGCUAUAGAAAUGUUAUUGAAAUUAAUGCAGUCAAGCCAGAUAACAGAGUAUUUUUCAGUCUUGGUCAACAUGGACAUGUCUUUGCAUUCAAUGGAAGUUGUAAAUCGACUUACAACAGCUGUUGAUCUACCUCCUGAGUUUAUUCAUCUUUAUAUAUCAAAUUGUAUCUCUACCUGUGAGCAGAUUAAGGACAAAUAUAUGCAGAAUCGUUUGGUACGGCUUGUGUGUGUCUUUCUCCAGUCUUUGAUCCGCAACAAAAUAAUCAAUGUGCAGGACUUAUUCAUAGAAGUGCAAGCAUUCUGUAUUGAAUUCAGUCGGAUACGAGAAGCAGCAGGCCUUUUUCGAUUACUGAAGACAUUGGACACAGGGGAAAAUCCUGCUGAGACUAAGACUUCAAAAUAGGUCUCAUCAGUUCAGCCUAUCAAGCUCUUUCUUGUUUAGUUGGUGUUUUGUAUAUCACUUGUACUAUGUUUUCAUUUUUAAAUGUUAGAACCCUAAAUGGAUGGAUGGCUUGGACUAAUAUGGUAUAAACAUUUUUGCCCAUUUGAAGCAAAGCUUUGCUUUUGCUUUCUUUGCUACUGAUUUUCCUUCUUUAAAUGAAUCUUCUGGAUGAAAUAGAACAUUUCGUCUUUGGCUGCCUUGUUGACAGUGAUCCAUGGGAAGAAUUACUAUCCUGAACUACAAUCACAAGUAAAAGUAGCUCUCCAAGCAUUAGAGAGCAAGCUUCCGGUUUUGGUUUAUAAGAACAGCUAACUACUUGCGAUAAAUCAUGAUUCAAGCUUCCCUAAACUCAGGCAAACUUUUAAGGAAUUAUUUAAAUGGGAAUAAACAAAAGACUACAGAAUUUAUGAACUGAAUUGCUUUAAGGUUAAGUCACAUCCUACAAGUGUAGCAGCUUUGAUUUGUGAUUUAAUCAUUCUCAGAAUAACAAAUUGAAGGAUUAUAAACUUUUCCUUAAAAGAAGUUGCUCAUCCCACAUUUUCAAAUGCAGCUCUAAAAGUUUUCAUUAAGCACACUAUGAACUUGCUGAGGAAAAACUUGUAUCUUUUACCCUUUAAGCUGCUUGGACUUUUAACCUGCUUUUGUGACUAUCCAUUCUGACUUUCCAAUGUGGGUAUUCAUAAAAAUGUUCCUAUUUUCUAGAUUGUUUUACCUGGAUCUAUUUUUUGUUCAUGUUUUAUCUCCAAAUAGCUUAGUGCUACUUGCGUUAAUAGGUUUGAAUGAGGUAACAUCAAAAGGAAUCAUCUAAGGAAAAGUAGAGCUCCUAAGUGUGAUACUGUCAUCCUGCCAAGGGACAACCAAGUUGGUUAUUAGAGCUUGCUUCUAAGUGUCAUCUUUUUAUUCAGAAUUUGGGAGAAAAGCAAGUUACAUCCUCUUUGAAAAGAAUGGAAGCAUAAUGCAACUGCAAGCUGGUAUUUAAGCCCUAGUCUUAUCUUACCUUUUGGGCAACAGUGCCUUACCUCAAAAAAAUUCAUUUUUACAUAUAUAAUUUGAUUUGUAUAUCCCUUUACAAAAACAAACAUCAUACCUCAUUUCAGCAAGGUGUAGUGCUUUUAUUAAGAAAUCCUACCUUGCCUGCCUUUCCUUUAUGAGAAGGAAAUCAAAGUAAAACUAAGGCAGCUAUAUCAUUUUAAGUUAACCUGGACAGAAGUUCCAUUCCUGUAAUUUAAUGGGGGGGAGGGGGCAAUCUAUAUGGAUUUAUUGAAUAAAUAGCCUAUUCUUAUGAGGUGGGGGAUAUGAGUUCUUAACAAUAUUUUUGCUUGGAGGAAAAAAUAAAAGGUUUUAAAUACCUUUUUUUUUAAAAAAAGAAAAAGUGGUUUAACCUGAAGAUUAACAACUUCUAAGUAUACAGAAUUUGUGAUACAAUGGCUGAUAAUUGCUUCCAUAUCUAUUGUUUUAGGAUUGUUUUUCGGUUUCUUUCUUUUUUUUUUUUUUUGAGAACAUUUUGAGAAAUUAAGGGAAUUAAAAUUUGGUGUGGAAGGAUUGUUGCUAGAUUCCUUAAUAUUUUCAAAUAGAGUUCCUAUCCUUUUAACUCAGCAGCCACCUGGCCACUUCCAAGUUCCUCUUCUCCCUUGGCCGAGAAGAACUCAAAUUGUAUUAAUAAAAUUAUCACUCACUAAGA